This is a messenger RNA of Pecten maximus, 5294 nucleotides long. Its product is annotated as COP9 signalosome complex subunit 1-like. The coding region runs from base 38 to 1489 and encodes 483 amino acids. Lineage: Eukaryota; Metazoa; Mollusca; Bivalvia; Pectinida; Pectinidae. The record is from RefSeq and is a predicted model, not a curated record. Gene Ontology annotation, cellular component: COP9 signalosome. The transcript has 14 exons.
UCCAUGUCCGGAAGAUGUGAGAGAAGCUUCCGGAAAGAUGCCGCUUGCAAUUCACCAGGGAUUAUUUCAGGGUGCUGUUGAGCCCAUGCAGGUGGAUGCUCAACCAGAAGAAAAUGACAAUGUGGAGGAUAAUCAGUACCAAGUAGAAAAUACAUCACUAGAUUUGGAGCAGUAUGCAAGUCAGUACACAGGCCUGGCCCGUUUAAAGAGACAGCUGUUUAUCGCAGAGCACUGUCCAAGUCUGCGUGUGGAAGCACUUCGAAUGGCUCUCUCCUAUGUAAUGACGACAUACAAUACAAACUUGUAUCAAGAAAUCCACAGAAAACUUCAGGAAGCUGUGGCUUCUUCUUCAAGUUUACCAGAUGCUGUUGCUGGCGUAGUUCACAACAUGCCAGCCCUAGAUACGCAAUGGAUAGAAACAACGGCAAAGAAAGCUGCCCUCAAGUUGGAGAAGCUAGAUACAGAUCUGAAAAACUAUAAAAGUAAUUCAAUCAAAGAAAGCAUAAGACGAGGACAUGACGAUCUUGGUGAUCACCAUUUGGACUGUGGAGAUUUAAGUAAUGCACUCAAGUGUUAUUCCAGGGCUAGGGAUUACUGCACAAUCUCUAAACAUGUAGUCAAUAUGUGUCUAAAUGUUAUCAAGGUUAGUGUGUAUCUACAAAACUGGUCCCAUGUACAGAGUUACGUAAAUAAAGCAGAGAGCACACCUGAAAUGACAGAGCAUGGAAAGGAUGGGGGACAGGCAGUUUUAACCAAAUUGAAAUGUGCAGCAGGCCUAGCAGAUCUUGCCACAAAGAAAUACAAAUCUGCUGCUAAAUACUUCCUGCAAGCGAAUUUUGACUUCUGUGACUUUCCUGAGUUGCUGUCUGCUAGUAAUGUAGCCACCUAUGGCGUAUUUUGUGCUUUGGCUUCAUUUGACAGACAGGAGUUACAGAAAAAUGUUAUAUCUAGCAGUUCUUUUAAAUUGUUCUUGGAAUUGGAACCACAGUUACGAGACAUUCUUCACAAAUUUUAUGAGUCAAAAUAUGCAUCAUGUUUAAAGCUUCUAGGAGAAAUCAAGGACAACCUUUUACUGGAUAUGUACUUAGCUCCCCAUGUUAAUGUAUUGUACUCACAAAUUCGCAACAGAGCCCUAUGUCAGUACUUCAGCCCAUAUCUAUCAGCAGACAUGAGAAAGAUGGCCGAGGCCUUCAACACGUCAGUCACCGGUCUGGAAGAUGAACUCAUGCAGCUUAUUCUUGAGGGACAGAUCAAUGCCAGAAUAGACUCUCACAACAAAAUUUUAUAUGCAAAAGAUACAGAUCAAAGAAGUACAACAUUUGAGAAGUCACUCUCCAUGGGAAAGGAAUACCAAAGGCGAACAAGGGCUCUUAUAUUGAGAUCUGCAAUAUUGAAAAACCAGAUUCAUGUCAAGGGACCGCCAAGAGAUGGGGGUCAGGGAGGGGAAAUGUCCAUUGCACCAGGAACAGCUUCAUCGGCGAGGAACUGACCUCUGGUGACGGAGUGUGUGUCUAGUAUGUUGAUGAUGCCUGCAUACUAUACACCUUGAGAGACUUCCAGCAACUGUGAUACGAGGAUCCAGUUAUAGUACGCGAACAAUGAAUGCGAAAUUCCUAGCCAGCACUCAGUGUCAGCAUAUUAACAGAAUCUAAAACCAUACUACUGCCAGCACUCCUGGAGUACAAGAGACAUUCAUCCUGUGCUGUUCAACCUUUUCCACAGUUUUGUGAUAUGUUUUCUUGUUGAAAAAUUGUUGAUAAUUAUGUGAUACGAAAUUUUCCUCAGAAUUCAAAAUUCCAACCCCACCAUUGCAACCAAUCCCAAAUUUUACAGAAUCCCAGGUGAUAUGAUUUUCAAACCAUCAACUAUAUAUCAAUAUAUCUGAUGGAAACUAUAUACAAAGUGUGAAAGUCAUGAUCAGAUAGACAUUUGAUAAACUACAGGCUGUACCCGAGGAGAAUUUAUUUGUGUGAACUAGGAGCGUGACCUGUUUCAAUAUGGGGCCUAAAUUUAGACCCAAUAGUGCUUAUGUGCACUCUGGACAAGUAAACAACGGACAAGUUUCUGUGGUGGAGCGAUGCGGCUCUUCCAACAUAUAAGUGCUAUUUACCUUGAUUUCUAGUUGAAUGAGGAACGGUGAUUGACAGUAUGCUAUGUGGGCUGUAUGUCUUUAUUUUAUGCAAGUAUACUGAAACCACCAUUUACUCUCAAUAUGCUUAUUGUGUGUAGAUUGAUUGGGAUGUACGAAAAAGUGAGAUUAUAAUUCGUACAAAAGUACAUGCUGGCUUUACUCUGUGAUUUUAUAUUACCUAAAAGAUUCAAUAUUUUUUAAUGAACGAAUGGUGACUGCAGAUGUGUCAGUAUGUGGACUAAGUGCUUUGAUAUUGAGAAAUAUCCGGUUUUCACUGGAAUAUUUUUUGUCUUUAAGUUUGCAAAAUAUGAUGCGAGUCUGAUAAAGCUAUCACUUGUACUUGUAUAAUGCUUUACAACUUUACCAGUGAUAUUGUGCUAUAAUGUCGCCUCCAUUAUUUAUUAUGCCGUUAUCACCUCAAACUGGAGGGACAAUGUUCCUAUAUUUGGUUAUUCGGGAUGUUUUCUCAUACCAUACAAAAGAUUUUAAUAAAUCAAAUUUAAUACAAUAUUCAGUCUAGGUAAUGGUCAUGUAAACCCAUUUUGGUGCCAUAGAAUAUAAAAUUAUCAUAUUUAUCUUCAAGUCGAUAGAUAAACUAUCAUAGUGACAUUUACACUAGUUAUGAAAGAAAAUGCUGUGUAUUAUAUUUUAGAGAACAAAAUGUAACGAAAAGAGAGCUUUAUGUUAUCUGGGAUUAAAAACAUACAUGCUUUUUCAAUGUUAGAAACCGGAAUGGAAGGAAAAAGCUAAAAAUUCAGGAAUAGGUUGUAUUUUUAUUACUAUUAAAAAUAUUUAAGCAGUUAUCAUGACAAGGUAGAUUGCAUGUUGAUUCAAGUGAUUUAGAAUAGAAACUUAUGUAUAUAAAGAGGAAUGAUGAUGAUAAAUAUAUUUUUCUCUGCUGUUCGUGGUAGAGUAUGUUUCAGUAUAAUAUCAGUACUACUAAUGUCAUUUGAUGAAUAGCUCAAUACAUUAUGUGCUGCCAAUGUGAUCAUAGUGUCCAGCUAGAUGUGACAAUCUGAUAUCUAUCUUAAGGACUAAAAUUUCACAAUUCGAGAUAAAAGCUGAAAUAGUUUUACAGUAUGAAAAUUUUGUGAAGAUUAAUUUUUAUAAAUAAUAUAUAAAGGAAAAUUUGAUGAGUUCAGUUCUUGUUAUUCCAAUCAAAUGAUCCCAUUCAACCAUGAAAAACACAAAUGGAAAUGUAGCCCAGGCCAGUCAAAAGAGUACAUUUUGUAUGUAUAUGUGUAGUGAUACAUUUGUUAUACAAUAACUUAUUUAUCAGGGAACUAUAUACAUUGUAUAUGUGGCUACAUGAAAAUGUCAAUACAACAAACUUUUAACAAGCUAAGACAGCAUUUUUGCUUUGUUUUGUAAAAUAAAAUGUCAACCAAAUCCCACAUUGUUCAUAUCACAUACAUACAUGUAUGACUUUUAUAAAAAUUAUUUGGAUGAGAAAAGUUCUGAUAAAAAAAAAAGUUUUGAUAUACAUGAACAUGUAUGAGUGAAAAUUGUUCACUGUUCCAUUUACGCAUUUAAUUGGGAGUGAGAUAUCACAGACUAGAUUUUGUUGCAUGUGUUUGGAGAUGUGACAUCUAUUGGUGAAGCUGGUGUCUGUGUUUUCUUUAGGCAAAACACAGGAUUUGUUAUGUCAGUAGACCAGGUACAUGUACCGAUUCAAAACUUUAUAAACCAGGUGGAAAUCUUUGAACACCACUACAUGUAUAGAUUCAAAACUUGGUAAUACAUUCAUGAGUUUAUGAACAAUUACAGCACUUGUGUAUGAACCAGUUUUAAUACUGUGCAGGUGUCGUAGGGUUCGUGGAAAUGACUAAAUCUGGACAUAUACUAUGGUGUGUAGAUUGCCGAGACUACAUUUUUGUUUUCUUGGUUAUCUAAUUCAGCUUACACUUGUUCAGAACAAUGUUUCGUGAUGCAUUAUCAAAUAAAUGUUAUACUUGUGAUUUCCAUUUUACUUUUCUGACAAAUACAUCUGAAAGUGUUUGAGAUUUUUGUGUUAGGUUGGCACAGGAUUGCAUAUAUAUGUGGUCCAGGACUUCCAAAAGUGAUGGUCUACAAAUAUAGCCAUCAGGUCUUGUGUAAUGUAACAAAUGUCAUGAGCCAUUCUACUGAGGUUCAGUAUCUGUGUUUUCCUUCUAAUUUUGCCCAGUCUACACUACUUGAUGCAGUAGAACCACAAGUUCAAAAUGCUCUCAAACUCACUAGCAUCAACCGUAAUUUAUUUUCUAAUGGUUGGCAACUUUACUACAUUGUGUAUAACUGCCAACCUUUGGUAUAAUGACUUGUGGUUCAGUAGACACUACAACCAAAAUACUAAAAUUUCAAGUUUUCAGAUUCUUCAUUAAGAAAAGCACUGUUGAUUUUAAACCUUCAUAAUCUAAUGAAGACAUUUUUCAAUAAUUAAUUAACAUGAAAUUUUCAACAUAAAUUAUGCAUAAACUGAAAAAUUUAAGGUAUUCUGAAUUUAGUAAUUCCGAAUUGUUGACUUGUCAUUUUUCACAGAAUUUCCGCUACACUCUUCAGGAAAUGCCCCGAUUUGAACAUGUGCAGGAAUCACAGAUAAAUGUGGCUGAAAUGGACAGCAUUUUUCUGUUGACAUUCCAGUAGGUGUUGAUAUUAAAGGUAAUUUAUCUGGCAUUGCUUUGCCUGUGAUAAGCUCUCCUAUGUUCAAUAAAAAUGCUAUUUCAUUGUCCUGUAAAAAGUUGAUGUAUUUCCCCCUGGGUUUAUUAUAGGAUGAAUACUCUAGUACUUCAUCCUGAGCAGCUACAACAUCUGUUACUUUGAAUGAUGUUUGUUAGAAUUCCUAAAAAAAAACCCAGAUAAUUGGCGGUAAACAAAAUUCUUGAUCAAGUCUAUGAAUCAGAAAUGCUAGUAUCGGGGCCCAUUACCUGUUGUAUUGCACUUCUGCUAUUGGGUCACAUAUAUUUAUCCAAAGUAGUCUGCAAAAUGUUGUUUUUCAGAGAUUUCAGCUUGGGUGAACUUUUGUAUAGCACUCUGCUGGAGAGUCUAUUACCGUCGUGUCAACAAUAUGUCCUAAAUUAGGAUGAAACGCUCAUGUUGUACUAACUUGGAUCUAUACAUUCUUACAGUAUCUUGGUCGAGUCUUAAAAAAUAAAUCUGUUUAUUAAUAAAUGAAGUAUUAUUUUCA